This is a messenger RNA of Meloidogyne enterolobii, 382 nucleotides long. The record is from the annotation of a GenBank genome assembly. NCBI's taxonomy places the organism in Eukaryota, Metazoa, Nematoda, Chromadorea, Rhabditida, Meloidogynidae.
AAAAAGAUGCCUUUUUGGAAGUAGUACAAGUGCUAGUAAUCAACCAACAACACCCGUUACAUUUAUGCGUACAGAAAGUUGGAGUCCAGCUAAGCGAAGGAGAAUAAAUUCACAAUAUUUUGGUCGAAAUAGAGAAGGAAAUUGGGAUUUUAAUUCACAUCAGGCUAAACGUGAAAGUGUUGGGAGAGGGAAGAGAACACUUUUGGCAUUACAAGAACGAUUUUUUGUCACCGGUUUAUUCUCUUCACAUAGAGCACAGGGAGACGCUGAAGCUUUGCUUCAAUGUUGUUUAGCCUAUGGAGAGGAUUUUCUUUCGUAUAUGGAUAAACAUCGAGCUGCAUUUCCGAUUGAAUCUUUUAGAGAAAAUAUUAAUUAUUUUUAG